Magnusiomyces paraingens is the source of this 3126-nucleotide messenger RNA. RefSeq lists its product as uncharacterized. The record is from RefSeq and is a predicted model, not a curated record. The coding region runs from base 1 to 3126 and encodes 1041 amino acids. Lineage: Eukaryota; Fungi; Ascomycota; Dipodascomycetes; Dipodascales; Dipodascaceae. The transcript has a single exon.
AUGUGUGAUGUCAAGCAGAAAUCGCUGGAGACAUAUUGUGUCGAUGAUAGCGACCUUAUGCUUGUCUCCAAGUUUUCCAAGUAUGACGCACACUUGGUUGUGGCCAACGACGAACUUAUUGUUUACACGUCUUCCAAGCUUUCCACUAUUCGUGUCGUUAUGCAGCAUUCUAGUAAACACUACAGUUUUGAUGCUGAAGUCAAUGGCCGCAUUUCUGACCUCGUACUUUCAGAGUUUUCGGAUCCAUCAAGGUCUCUUCUUAUAGUUGCUUCGCGCGACUCUGGCAUUUUUGCUUUUUGGAUAUUGCGCCAUGACGACUCUGGUCUCCCCGCUGUCUUGACUAGAAAAAUUACUGAAGUUCCCAAAGAGGUCAAGUUCACAACUUAUAAGAAACAUGAUGCUCAUGUUGCUUUUGCAUGGAAAAAUAAUAUUGAUGUUCUGACCAUUUCUGACAACCGUGAAGCUAUUGCUGCUGCUACUCCCUUGACUGAGGAAGAAAACUCUUCUCGCGGAAAAACAAGUAAACGAGGAGCUCUCAUUGAAUCUUUUAGCAGACUGCAGUAUAUACGCUUUCAAUUUGCUGAUUACAAUAUUGAAAGCUUUGCAGUUUCUCCAAAAUUUAAGUCUAUUGCGGCCUUUUUCUCCGAAUCUCCCGGUGGCAGUUAUGCUGGCCCUGCUUUUGAUAUUAUUAGCAUCCCAACCUUGGAUGACCGUGUGGCUCUUCCAGCUCAACGCAUUCGCAUUGACAGAAGCCAAGAAUCGACCCUUAAUGCCACAGUAGACAUUCCCAAUGGAUGCUCCAUCAACUUUUUUGCUCGCCCUAAUUCACCCUCAGAAUAUGUUUUAAUUGGUUAUGAAAAUAAUUCAGUUCUUAGCUUAAUGUCGGUUCAUAACACAUUCACAUUUUUUCCAAUUGAUUUACGCUCUGAACUUUCUGAAACUUCUCUUUCUUCAGUUUAUUUCGAUAAAACUCUGCUAGUGGCAAUGGUUGUUUCCAAUGAUAAAUCAAAAAUUAUCCUAAUUUUGUUUGAGUUCCCAACAGACAAGGAUAUCUCUAUCCGUCUUAUUAAGAUUGUUUUACCUCAGAGUUUAAACGUCCUUGAUUGUGCUAUAUUCCAUUCACUAGAACCAGAAAACUAUGCUAAUAAGGAUGUUGUGGACCUCUACAUUUAUCACUCUCGCGGCAUUGCCAUUGCUCCUGUUGUCAUUCGUGAAUGGGUGCCAGAGCAUGAGAAAGUGUCAAAGCCAACUACUCCGGUUACUGCUCCUCCAAAAUCUGAGCAAUUGCUGAUGGCUUGUGUUGAUCGAUUUGUUCAAAACAACCAAUAUGAGUGUGGUGACGAGCAUGCACAGUUUUUGAAAGACUUUUUUUCAAAGAGUGACUUUUUAGAAGUUUUUACAGAAAUUGUUGCUCAGCGGCUAGGGAAAGAAUCGUUCAAUAAAUCAACGGAGCAGAUAAAACUUCUAGAACCCUCAAAAGAAAAUAUUAAGGAAGAAAUCGAGGAAGAAAUCAAGGAAGACAUUAAGGAAGAAAGUGAUUCUGAAGAACAAAAUGGCCAGCAUAUCCCCCCUGAUCUCAUCAACUCUUUAGAAGAAGCAUCUAGUUCCGAACCACGAACUGAAUCACGAACUGAGAAACGGGCAUCCUUUAUCCCCCCACCACCAGGUCUAUCUUCAAGAACUAAUUCAACUGCAUUUUCAAAUGCCUUCACAAGUCCUUUUUCAUCCCCUGGCUUUGAUGGUAUGUCACACGCUCUCCCCAAACAGCAAAACACCACUUCAUUUGAUCUUAUUCAGAAACCAACCCCGCUCCAGCAACCAACACCACAAAACGCAUUAUAUCAGGAUCUUCGAAGCAGUUUUGUAUCUCCACCGGCUUCUUCAUCAAUUACAUCCCCAGUGCCAUUACAGAAGGGCGUUUCACGAUUAUCAAUUGGUGGCACUACUCUUGGACAAAGUAAUGGCUAUUCCUCUCAAAUCUGGGGGUCUACUAGUGCAUACACAGGAUCGAUAUCAUCGAAUCUCACUAGCUAUCGUCAACCAUCCUUAACACAGCAGCAACCUCAGAUACAACUUCAAUCACAAAUCCAACAGCAGCAACAGCAAUUAUCUUCUCAACAACCGCAAGCUGAGUUGCCACCACCUGAAAAAUUUCGGUCUCUUGUCUCUCCACCUUUGAGUCAACCUCCUUUUACUCCACAAAAGCAAGCCCCUUCUGCGGCAACCAUACCUAGUCAACAGCUUCCAUACCCUCAGUGUGAAAGUGAUACACCGUUUCCUGAACUCCCAGCGGUUGGAGGAUCUGUCCAGGAAUCUUUACCAGUGGCUCCUCCAGCUCAGACAAGCUAUCUAGUAAUUGAACCACCUCAGAGCGAUGAGAUUUCAACACGCGAGCGGGGUAUCAUUCGAAGCAUUAUUCAACAAGACCCUUUAGGAGCUUUUCAUUAUUUCCGUUCGCCAGAAGAAUCCAAUGAUACUAAUGGAACUAGCAGUAGACCUAUCGAUUUGGGCCGGUUAUUAUCAUGUGCCAUGUACAUUACUACUGCGGCGGGAGGAAGUCAUGGUAGCGAAAAUGCUACCCUGAUAGAGCAGCAGCUUUUGGAAGACACUGAUAACAAGGUUUCUGGGUCUGCUACGCCAUUCAUCAUAAGUGCAGACGCAUGGACUGAGCCAUUAUCUGUCACUCUGCCAGAGCUCAUGAAGUGGUCACAUCGUACGUUCGGUCCACGUUUUUUCUUAAUUCUUGGAUACGUUGCUUGCCUUGUGAGCCCUGCUCUCAAUGCCCCAUCUCUUGAUACUCCGAUUGCAGACCAACGUCGAUCUCUGGCUGAACGAGUUAAGUGGGCUGUUGCUUUACUCUCAGUGGUUAAUAGUCUGGUAUCGUUGAGCAAUAUAAAUAGCGAUUCAGGAUACGCUGAUAAGAAUGAUGGUGAAGAUUACGAUAUUCUUAACGAAGAAGAGAACGCAGAGGUGGCACGCGCCCAAUGGACAGACAGCAAAGAGCUUGUAGCGCCUACACUUACACAAAUACGCAACGAUGUAUUGUCAUUGAACUCUGGAUCUGUUGAAACGUUAAGCCCCAUUAUUAGCGAUUUAUUGAAAAUCAUCACUAAUCUCAUGGCGUGA